Messenger RNA from Lactuca sativa (garden lettuce), 1067 nucleotides. RefSeq lists its product as uncharacterized. Gene Ontology annotation, cellular component: RNA polymerase III complex. NCBI's taxonomy places the organism in Eukaryota, Viridiplantae, Streptophyta, Magnoliopsida, Asterales, Asteraceae. The record is from RefSeq and is a predicted model, not a curated record. Gene Ontology annotation, biological process: transcription by RNA polymerase III.
GAGGCUUUUUAAACACGUGAUGCGUUAGGCCAAGACACUUUUCGUUAGGGUUUAGUGGUUUACGGUGCUCAAAAUAGCCUCACGUCUUCCCGACUUCUUUGAUCACCGACCCUCCACCCUUGACGACUCACCUCCGGCGACAUCUCCGGCCUCCACGAAUCUAUCUCCGGCGAAAGGGCGAAUCCCACUGCUCCAUUUCCAUCUCCAUCUCGACUCGGCCAUUUAGUCUCAGAACAUAUUGUAGAGAUGUCGUGGAGAGGAAGGGGACGUGGGCGAGGUGGUUUUGGUGGUGGUUUUGUUCGUUUUGCAAAAGAAGAGAAGUACGAAGUAUUUCCUGAAAUCACAGACCUCCCUGAUGUCAAUCUUAAGCAAAAAAAAGACGAUUACUGGACUUUAGUAUCAUCAGCUGAUAAUCUGAAAAAGUUUUGGAAUUCAUCUCCUUAUUAUUUGGAGGAUCUGAGUGAAAGUGGUAAAAAAAGUAUUAAUAGAAGGCCUCCACUUUCAGACUAUAUGAUGCUGACUACAGACUAUGUUCCAGCAGAACUAGUUGGAAAGAAUGUGAGACCUAUGAAGAAGAAAAAGACCCAAUGGGAUCUACAGUCAGACCUACAGAGAUUGGAUUUAUUUGAGAAGCUUGACCUGAGGCCUCAGAAUGAAGAUGAGGAAAAGAAAGACGAUGAAGAAGAGGAUGAAGACAUUGAAAAUAUGGAAGAAGAAGAAGAUGACAGCCAAGAUGAUUAUGCACUUGGCCGGGAUUAUGAUGAUGAUGAAGAUGAUUUCAACAUGAAUGAUGAUCAUGCUGAUGAUGAGGGUUGCUACUAGGAAAUGCUGCUUACCCAUUAAUUUUGUAACUACUUUUUUUUUGACUUAAUGACUUAGUGGGGAUAUGACUUAAUCUAGUAAGGUAAACUGUGAAAUGUCAUGGUCUACUUGACUCCUAUGCAAUGCUUAUGCUUAUAAACCUUUUGACCAGUAAAAUAGAGUUGCUGUGGUAUGGAACAAGUGGGAAGUGAAAAUGUGAAUAAUUUGAAUUCUAGAAGCCUAGUGAAGAUUAAAAUUGAAAUUUA